AGAAGACGGUCGCCGCUUCGCCCCACGACACACAUUUACACGGGACACAAGUGAUUAUGAGUUCUUCUAAAAGUAAUAAUUCCGCUAAAAGUGCUGUUGCGGAUGGCAAUUCAGAUGCUAACGACGAAGAUAAAAACGAGCUGUGUCCCGGUUUCAAAGACGCGGAUGCCUUCGUUAAACAUGGAUUGGGUGCUGUGUUGUCAGCAACCAAAGAGUCCUCCGGCUUACCUCAGACUGGAGAUGAAUAUGACUUCUAUCGGAGCUUCCCAGGCUUUCAGGAGUUCUGUGACAGUCAGGGAGAUCAGAUUUUGCACUGCAUGAGUCAGAUAAUGCAGUACCACGGCUGCAGAUCUCACAUCAGAGACCAGAACAAGCUCACAGGGGUGGAGGAGAGGUUUGAUCUGGUUGUGGACUCGAAUGACGUUAUCCUUGAAAGAGCGGGGAUUCUUCUUGAUGAAGCCGAUGGAGUGAACAGGGGCCAGAAGCCCGUCAUGCCUGUUGGGUUUCAGCCUCCCAAAAUUGUUGUUUCCAGCUGGAAUCGCAAGGGUCUCGGCUCCGGCAGUCGUUCUGAGACAUUCAGACUGCUCCACGCCAAGAACAUAGCAAGGCCUCAGCUGAAAUUCAAGGAAAAAAUUGACAACAGCAACACACCUUUUACUCCCAAAAUCUUCAUAAAACCCAAUGCAGUAAAGCCACUCCCAUCUUAUUUCACUAACCAACAAAUACGUAAAGAGAGGCCAGAGGACCUGGAUGUCCCAGCUGCCCUUGCUGACUUUAUUCACCAGCAAAGAACUAAGGAAUAUGUUGAAGACAUGUUUGCUCACCCAUACCAAUAUGAGCUGGACCACAGCACGAUAGCAGAAAGCCUUCUGUCCAAACCAGAGCCUCAGAUGUACAAACCAGUGGAGGAGACCAAGCUGUCCUUUGUUGACACACUAGAGGACCUAGUGGCUCUGAAUGAGAAGCUCUGCAAACUGCCUGAAUUUGCAGUAGACCUUGAGCACCAUUCCUACAGGAGUUUCCUUGGCCUCACCUCUCUGAUGCAGAUCUCCACCAGAGAAGAGGACUACAUUAUCGACACACUCGAGCUACGCAGCGAGAUGUACAUCCUGAAUGAGGCGUUCACUGAUCCAGCUAUUGUAAAGGUGUUUCAUGGUGCUGAUUCUGAUAUUGAGUGGCUCCAGAGAGACUUUGGCUUGUACGUUGUCAACCUUUUUGACACGCAUCAGGCGAGCCGUGCCCUCAACCUCGCCAGACAUUCCCUCGACCACUUGCUCAAACACUUCUGCAAGGUGGAGUCGGACAAACGCUACCAGCUAGCUGAUUGGAGGAUUCGGCCUUUGCCAGAGGAGAUGGUGCAGUAUGCCCGGACAGACACCCACUACCUACUUUAUAUCUACGACUGUGUGAGGGUGCAGCUUCUGGAUGUCAAUCAUGGACAACAUGGCCUCAUACAGCGUGUUUGGAACAAGUCCAGAGAAAUUUCCUUGAAGAAAUACGUGAAGCCUAUUUUCACAGAGGAGUCAUAUUUGCAGCUGCAGAGGAAGCAGAAAAAGUCUUUUAACACCCAGCAGCUCACUGCCUUCAGACUGCUGUUUGCCUGGAGGGACAAGCUGGCCAGGAUGGAAGAUGAAAGCACCGGAUAUGUCCUGCCCACACAUAUGAUGAGCAAAAUAUCAGAGGAACUGCCUCGAGAGCCUCAGGGUAUCAUUGCCUGCUGCAACCCUGUACCACCAAUGGUGAGGCAGCAGGUUAAUGAGCUACAUCUGUUGGUGCAGCAAGCCAGGGAAAUGCCCCUCCUGAAGGCUGAGGUUGCAGCUCAAAAUAAAAAAGGAUUCACACCCAUUAAAAAGACAGAAGUAACAUUGUUUGGUCCACAUGAUACAUCCAAGACUAGUGAAAGUGAUCUUCCGCAUUUCCCACCCAACGAAGUGCCCGUGAAACAAGGGGCCCUUUUCUCAGAGGAUGAGCCAAAGACGGACGACGAUGAGCUGAAAGGAAGCGAUCUUUUAGCACAAGCUAAAAUCACAGUGUUUCAGGAGCCCGAAACGCAGGAUGAACAAAAGUCAAUGUCGGUGUCUCAGAUGAAAGCCAGACGUAUCAUUGAGUCUUUUGAAAACCCUUUCAGAAUGUAUUUACCCUCCACUAAUGUCCGUGUCAACAAGAAUGCCAAGUUUGACCCCUCUUCAAAAAUAUUUGAGAUUAGCAAAAGAUGGAAACUUCAGAGUAUUGAACAGCAACAGAAGGAACAGGAGACAAAGAGAAAGUCCAAAGAAGCGAGGCAACAAGCAAAGAAAGUAAAAGAGCAAAGAACCAAGGCUAAACAAAGCUAUCAGGAGUCUCUACAGAAUGUCGCCACAGUGCGCCAGCAAGCAGCGGAAUCAGCAAAAGCUGAUGGAAAGAAAAGAGAGCAGGCUUCCAGUCCGGUUGGAGAGGUGACUCCCAAACCAAGCAAGAAACUGAUGAAAGCGGCAGAGACGCCCCAGAAAACAGAAGCUCCUCCCCAAGAAAGCUUCAAGCCCUUCGACUACAGCAAGUCAGACCUCAAAGUCUUUGCUGGUAACAAAUCGAAAGAUGGCACACAGUUUGAUCCAAACCGGCAAACCGGUAAUUUUAAGAAAAAGAAAACUCCCCAGGGACAAAAGAGCAACUUUGCAGCUGGAAACAAAAGUAUGUCAUACAUGGCUGGCAAAUCAGAGAGAGGAUUUCGCCAUAACUGGCCGAAGAGAUAGGCUCUUUGUUGCAAUUUUCUUUGAUUUAGAACAUCCUGCAGAUGCAGUGUCUCUUCAUUUUUUUCCCCCUUGUUGCAAGGGAAUUUCAUGUUUUUGAAAUUGUAUUUUUUUUCCAUCAAUAAAACUGUGUGCCCUGUAAAUAUGUGGAAGCACACAGCUUUUUAAUAAAGUUGAUUUUUUGGGGGGAAAAGGUUUGGGAAUCUUUUUACUUGUGUUUUUUCUAAAAAGACUAAAAUAUGGUGUAUAUCCAAGCAUUAAUCAAAACAUGUGUGAGCUGAAAAGUGACUUUUUUAUGUACAUUAUACAUUCCAUAAUACUUCUACAAUUUGCAAAGGUUAACCCACCACCAAAAUGUGUCCUUUUCUUUUGCCAGAAAUGUAUAGAAACAUCUUCAUUUUUAUUCCCCCUUUAGCGUUGCACUCUGAAAUAAUAUGCACCAGCUUUCAGAGACUCGGCUCGAUUUAGGAUUGUGGCUGCAAAGAUUUUCUUCUAUUUAUCUUGGAGUACUGAAAAUCUAUAACUUUAUCUCAGGGUCUUACCAUAACCCUUGUCUCAGUCAGUACCAAAGUAAAUUACGACUGCGCCAUUGAUGCUGUUUUUUCCCACUAAACACACCCAGCUGCACCUUCUUAUUCAGAACUCAGGCAUCUAUCGACUGUAAUCAAAAAGUGACCAUAUUAUUCCCAACUUAAAGGGGUUUUUCGGUCCAUUACAGAAGUUACUUGCAAGUCGAUAAAGCCUGUUACGGUGUGAUACUCAUCAUUUUUCCAUUUACCAGCCAGGCCAGUCCCAGCAGGUGACAGGACAACCAUCCUCUUCAGGGUCCCCGAGUUCAUUCCUUUAAUCUUCUUGUCUACUUCAGAGUGAUAUCAGUUCAAGAUUUUUGAAUUGCUCGUAUAACGUGUAGUGAUGCUUGAAACUACUUUUCUCAUCAUUGGACAGGUUUUACAAUUUUUCAGUGAAACGAGUCAGAUUAAUGAUCUGUGGCAUCAUUGAAACCUUUGUCAGUUAGAUGUUAAAAUCUAAAGUACCUCCUACAGAUAUUCAAUGCAGUAAAACGUCAUUAAUCCCCAUAAGGGGAAUUGCAUUACAGACAGUGAUUUGCUGACUUCAUUUUUUUUUUAAUACUAUCCACUCAAAGCAAAAAUCCUUGAUAAUCUAAGCAUUUGGGUGUUCUUGUUUUUGUAUUUUAAUACACACAUAAUCAAACCUUCACAAUAGGAGGUCAAAACAUACUACUUCAAUGAGACCUGACUUCUGACACAGUAAUAUGAUAUAA
Cololabis saira (Pacific saury) is the source of this 4011-nucleotide messenger RNA. It is a transcript of the gene exosc10, whose product is annotated as exosome component 10. Gene Ontology annotation, cellular component: nuclear exosome (RNase complex); nucleolus. The record is from RefSeq and is a predicted model, not a curated record. Gene Ontology annotation, biological process: TRAMP-dependent tRNA surveillance pathway; nuclear polyadenylation-dependent antisense transcript catabolic process; nuclear polyadenylation-dependent snRNA catabolic process. The coding region runs from base 57 to 2732 and encodes 891 amino acids. NCBI's taxonomy places the organism in Eukaryota, Metazoa, Chordata, Actinopteri, Beloniformes, Belonidae. The transcript has 25 exons. Gene Ontology annotation, molecular function: nucleic acid binding; 3'-5'-RNA exonuclease activity; nucleotide binding.